Molecule: messenger RNA, 3844 nt
Organism: Esox lucius (northern pike)
Lineage: Eukaryota; Metazoa; Chordata; Actinopteri; Esociformes; Esocidae
Gene: men1
Product: multiple endocrine neoplasia I
Exons: 10
Coding region: 750-2621 (623 amino acids)
Biological process (GO): negative regulation of cell population proliferation; negative regulation of cell cycle; regulation of transcription by RNA polymerase II
Cellular component (GO): histone methyltransferase complex; chromatin; nucleus
Molecular function (GO): Y-form DNA binding; transcription cis-regulatory region binding; chromatin binding
Source: RefSeq, a predicted model, not a curated record
AGUUUUUUUUUAAUGUUUGCUAACCGUUUCAGUUGCUACAAAUUGAAACUUAUUUUGAAAUGUUGAAAAGUGUAUUGCCUAGAACGGUUUUAUCUUAAUUGGAAAAUAUGUUUUCACGGUCGAUCUAUCUACGUAAUACAUACUAUAGUCUGAAAACAUUCCCCUGGAACGUUGUUUUGCAAGGUCAUUUCAUUUCACAUGGGGGGUGUCCACUUGCUUCCAUUAUGUAAUAUUUGUCAUAAACUUGCCAUUUUGUAACAACAUAUCAAUAUAGCGUUAUACUGUUGCCCUCUGCUGGUGAUCCUUUUUAGAAAAUGUAUAGUUCAGCAAACAUGGCGCAAUAUUGAACUACAUCUCCAUACAUGCAGCUGCUCAAUCGAUAAGACUACAGAGACCGCGGAGACCAGACACAAGGAAGCUUGUUCAAACACGUUUAAACUGGGCGCUGGAAGCCCAACUUUCUAGAUCUACAAACACUUAGACUUAACUGACAUCGUUCAGCGAUCUAGAUAAAACGUCUGUUUGUAUCUUUGCGCUUUAUGAAGGCGCGCCAAAUGUCCUAGUUCUGACACGUUUGAACAGACCGAACACAGUCAUUGAACUGCGCGGCAAAAGCAAGGCACAAACAAAAACACGCGGGUGCAGCUUUCAACAAAAGGCCCUAUGACAUCACAGCAGCUGAGAGUAGAGAAGACACCCCUUCCUAGUGAGUGAUUGAGCUGUGGCGCAGGAGAGAGGGGGGGGUCAGCAUGGGGCUGCACUCCGCCCAGAAAAAGCACUUUCCCCUGAAGGGGAUCGACGGCGUGGUGGCCCUGUUCGACGCCGAGCUGCGCAAACCUGAACCGGACCUGGCUCUCCUCUCGCUGGUCCUGGGCUUUGUAGAACACUUCCUGGCCGUGAACCGGGUCAUACCCACAAAUGUCCCCGGGGUGCGCUUCGAGCCUUUGGAGCCAGAUUCUCCAAACUCCUGCUUUCCCACUGUGGAGUUGGGGAUGAUCUCCGCCCUGCACGAGCGCUUCACGGCCCAGAUACGGGGCGCAGUGGACCUGUCCCAGUACCGGAGGCCCGCUGGUGGGUCCAGCAGGGAACUGGUGAAGAAGGUGUCAGACGUCAUUUGGAACAGCCUGAGCCGAUCCUACUUUAAGGACCGCGCCCAUAUCCAAUCCCUCUUCAGUCUCAUCACUGGUACUAAGUUGGACAGCUCGGGGGUGGCGUUCGCGGUGGUUGCGGCGUGUCAAACGCUCGGCCUGCGUGAUGUGCACCUGGCCCUGUCGGAGGACCACGCCUGGGUCAUAUUUGGCAAGAACGGGGAGGAGACCGCCGAGGUCACCUGGCACGGCAAGGGCAACGAGGACCGCCGGGGGCAGACCGUUGCGGCGGGCGUCAGUGAGCGGGUAAGUAAGAGUUGGCUUUACCUCAAAGGCUCCUACAUGAAGUGCAACAGGAACAUGGAAGUGGCCUUCAUGGUGUGCGCCAUUAACCCCUCGCUGGACCUGCACACCGACAGCUCCGAGCUGCUCCAGCUCCAACAGAGGCUUCUAUGGCUGCUGUACGAGAGAGGAGACUUGGAGAGAUACCCGAUGGCCAUGGGUACCUUGGCUGACCUGGAGGACCAGGAGCCCAUCCCGGGCAACGAGAGCCCCUACACCAUCCACCUUAAAGCGGUGAAUUCUGCCAAGAAGUACUACAACAAUGAGCACAUCUACCCCUUCAUGUACCUGGCCGGCUACCACUACCGACACCGGGAGGUCCGGGAGGCGCUGGGAGCCUGGGCUGAGGCGGCGCAGGUCAUGCAGGAUUACAACUACUUCCGCGAGGACGAGGAGAUCUACAAGGAGUUUUUUGACAUCGCCAACGACGUCAUCCCCACUCUGCUGAAGGAGACGGCCGCAGCAGCCGAGAGCGGAGGGGAGGGCUGCGAGGGGGGAGAGAAGGCAAUGGACCAGCCCAGACAGGCGGCGGCCCUUUCUGCCCUCCAAGACCCGGAAUGCUUUGCCCACCUUCUGCGGUUCUAUGACGGCAUCUGUAAAUGGGAGGAGGGCAGUCCCACACCGGUCCUCCACGUGGGCUGGGCCACCUACCUGGUCCAGUCUCUCAGUCGCUUUGACGCUCAGAUUCGCCAGAAGGUGUCCAUUAUCACCAAAGAGCCGGAGCCCCAGGAGGACGACGACCAGUCCAGCGAGGACCCCCGGGAGGGCCGGAGGCGCGGCCCGAGACGCGAGUCCAAACUGGAAGACCAAGCCUCGCCCCCGACGCAGUCCGCCGUCCCGGCCCAGCCCCCGGCCCAGCCCGCCCAGGCCCGGAAGGUGGGCGGCGAGGGGGGCACCCGGCGGCGCUCCUCGGGGCUCCGUGGCGGGGACCUGGAAGGCAAGGCCAAGUCCCCUAGCCCGGUGCCCUCUCCUCCCCAACAGACACCCUCCCCCGGGGGAGGCCCCCUGGUGGCCUUCCAGAGCAAGAAGAUGAAGGGCAUGAAGGAGCUCCUGUCCGCGGCCAAGGUCAACUCCAGCGCCAUCAAGCUGCAGCUCACGGCGCAGUCGCAGGUGCAGAUGAAAAGGCAGAAGAGCUCGCCGUCCGGGGACUACACCAUGUCGUUCAUGAAACGCCAGCGCAAGUCUCUCUAAGGACUUUGUCUGGACCAUUUCCCAGGUCUGGUGUCGUGUAGAUAAGUGUCUGUAAACCUCAUCUCUGGAGUCCAGAACCGCUGACCAGCCCCAACUGCCGUGGCUGUGGUGGGAGUUGUCUAGGCACCGGUCGGUUUGAGUCCAGGUGGCGGCGUACCGGCUGUGCCUGGAGGAGUCCGCCGUGGCGGCACAAAUUCGCUCAGUGCUGCCCGAGCUCCAGAGCGGUAGUGGGGGGAGGACAAGACGAUUAUAGCAAAUUGAAAAUCAUUAAAUUAGUAAAGGGGAAAAAUGGGUUGACUGUUCAAGUUGUUCUCUCAUGAGUUGACUAUACAGCACAAAAACCUGUGACCAGGUUUAACUGUACAGCACAAACAUGCCUGUGACCAGAAUAGACCUUCUCUCCUUCGUGCGGGAACAUAAAGGGAGCUGCUGUCUGUAGGUGGAUAUUCCGUUGUCCCCUGACUGAAGCAAGGCAACGCUAGAAGACUACCGCAUCGACCUGCUUGUGUCUUCUGUGCGCAUUCUGCAUUUCUGUUUUAUUUCUUUCUUCCAACCGUUCUUUUUAAAGUCAUAUCACCCCCCCAUCAGGACACACAAGUGUCAGGAAGGGCAACAAGUGUGUCAAGGGGUGGCGGUGGUCACUUUAAUCAAGUGUGAACAGAGUUGUUGACCAGUAGAUUUUUGAUUUUUAAUCUUGUGAUCCAGUAAUGAUCAUGUGUCAUAGCUCCCGUGGCAUAUUGGCAGUAAUGCACUUCAACGGUUGAGGUCUUGUUGAAUGAUAUUUGGAAGUUCUGCAAAAGCCAAAGUAAUGGGCGUUUAGAUAUUUUUUUUUUCUUUCAAUAUCUUAAUGGGUGGGGCAGUUACUCUCUUAGCAAACAGUCUGUAUUGCAGUCUGUCUUCUAGUCUUGAAUGUUAAUUUUCAUUCUAUUUUUUACUGAAAAGGUGAUUCGGACUAUUACCGUGUAACAAUGUCCUUCUAUGUUGUCACUUAUGCUAGCUAUUCGUUGCCUUACUUCGCCUGUUUUAUUUCUAAUUUAGGUGGCCUUUAGUACUGAGACAAGCCGAAGCUGCAAUAGGCAACCUCAUGAUUAGAAAGCGACCAGAAAGACCACGCACUGUUUAAAGGGGAUUGCUGUAGGUGUCCCAGCUAGAUAGAUACAAUAGUUUUUUUGUUUGAUAACUUGUUUUUUAUCUGCAGAUAAUAAAAAUAAGUUAAAAUCUGA